Rotaria sordida is the source of this 3471-nucleotide messenger RNA. The record is from the annotation of a GenBank genome assembly. NCBI's taxonomy places the organism in Eukaryota, Metazoa, Rotifera, Eurotatoria, Philodinida, Philodinidae.
AUGUCUAUUACUCGAAAGAAAUCAGCAACAUCAUCAUUACCGACCAUUGAUAAUCAACAAACAUCUGUAUUAACAACAAAUAAUAUAUCUGAUAAUACAAAUGUUAUAUUAUCAAAUAAUUUAUCAAAUCUAACUGAAUGUAACAAUCAAAACCAGUCAAUACAUGAAGAAAAUGUCAAUUUUCAAUUCGAUGAUAUUAAUAAAGAUAAAAUUCGUCGUAUUGUAUUAAAAGAAGCAAUAGGAUUAGAUUUUAAUUCAUUUUUACCUGGCAAUGAUGAAACUCAAAUACAUUUUAUAAGUAAUGUUCAACCUUUAUCAAUAGCUGAUGAAGCUGGUUUACGUGAUGGUGAUCGUAUUUUAACUGUUAAUGGUUUAGAUGUAACAAAUACAAAACAUGAAGAUAUUCGAUAUAUGAUAUUAAAUAAAACACCAGUACAAUUAACAGUUAUUCAUGAUCCAAAAUAUUUAAAAUUAAUUGACAUCAUUAAAUAUAAUCAAAAUAAAAUGACUUCAUCAUCAAAUAAUGUUCUAUUUAUUGAUGAUCAAGGUCCAGUUUAUAUAAAACAUUGUAUUAUAAAAAAAGAAUCUACUAAUAAUACAUUAGGUUUUUCGUUACAAUAUAAAAAUAAUUUUCAUACAAUUGAUUCUAUUGAAAUUAAUUCUUCAGCUUAUAAUAGUGGUUUACGUAAUGAUGAUGUGAUUUUAUUUGUUAAUAAAAAGAAUGUUGAACAAAUGAAACAUGAUAAUAUUAAAUUACUUAUUCAAACAUUAGUAAGUUCAAAUGAAAUUAUUGAUUUAAUACUAAUUAAUAAAAAUGAUAUAAAAAGAUAUAAAAAUUAUCAAGAAAAAAAUCGUAUUGAUUGGAAAACUAUUCUAUCAAAUAAUAAUGAAGAUGAUAAAAAUAAAAAACAAACUGAACAACAAUCUUCUUGUGUUAAUCAUCAUCUAUCAAAUAUUCUAUGUGAAACUCCAACAAGUUCUCUGCUCACUGGUAGUCGCAUUUGUCUUUUAGAAACAUCGGAAAAUGGUACAGCUGGUUUUGCAAUUAAUAAUACUGGUCCACCACCAUUUAUCAUUUGUAAAAUCGCAAAAAAUUCACCAGCAGAAAAAGCUGGUUUACAAGUUAAUGAUAUACUUUUAUUCAUUAAUGGAAAAUCAGUUAUUGAAACAAGUUAUAAAGAUACUGCUCAAAUAAUUACAGAAGCACUUCAACAGAAAACCGUUCAACUUGUUGUUAAUCAACAAUCAUUAUUAAAAGAAAAUGAAACAAAAAAGAAAAGUCAAUCAUCAGCCAGUGAUGGUAGUGGACAUAACAAUGUUCGAAAUAAUGGUGUAGAAGAACGAACACAUACUGCUGUAAAUAUUGUAGAAGAGUAUCAAAGAAAACGAUGUAAAGAAUUAUCCUAUACAUUACGACUUUGUCAUUUAAAUGCAACAAAUACUGACGAUACACCAGCAACAACAUUUGGUUUUGAAAUAACUGAAGAUCCUCAAUAUGAAUAUCCAAUAAUAUCACAUGUUGAACCAAAAUUACCAGGUGAACGUGCAGGUUUACAAACACGAGAUAUAUUAUUAAAAAUAAAUGAUCGAAAAACAAAAGGUUUAAAUUUUGAUAAAGUUAAAAAAGCAAUUGAAAAAGCUAAAUAUGACGGUCGAUUAGAAAUUCUUGUUGUUGACAAAGAAGUAUUUAAUUAUUGUAAAUUAACACAUAAAAAAUUUAAAGAACCUGAUAUUAAAGUGAAACAUAUUUUUCCAAAAAGUAAACCAUCUACAAGUUUUCUAAAAUUACCUACAAUAGCUGCAACAUCUUCACUUAUGUCACAAGAUAGUACAGAACGUUUACAUCAUGGGAUUUCUUCAUUUAAUGUUCAUCGUCUUGCUACACAAAAAGAAAUAUCAUUCGAGAAUGAAGAAGAUGAUGCAAUCUUACCUAAUAUUCGUUCAACAAUUAAUUCUGAUAUUCCAUUAUCAAAUAAUUCAUCUGAUACUAUCAUACGUACUUCUUUUAUUCACGAAACACCAUUUACAUCUAUUGGUCCUGCAUUAAAUUCAUUACAACAAUCGAAUAUUUCUUUAACAGAUCAAAAUGUAUCUAGUAGAAAACAACGAAAACAAAGUCAAACAUCAUCUGAUCAAUCAAUAAAAGAUUUUAUAUCACACACAAUCAAUACUAUUUUUCAACGUAUUGGAUCUCAAAAAUCAACUAAACCUGAUUAUGAUAUUCCUCUUGAACGAACAAAUAAUUCAAAAAUACAAACACCAUUACUAUCAACUAGUCGUCAUAAUGGAAAUCUUUCUGAACAAGUUCGACAUAUUUCACAAUUACCCAAUACAGUUUGUUCGAAUCAAUCUAGUCCAUUAUAUGAUUAUAUUAGAGAUCCUCGUCGAUGUUUGCUCAAAAUAGAACGUGACAAAGGUCUUGGUUUUAUUCUUAGUGCCACUAAUGAUUAUGAUCAUACAAUUACUGCUGUUGAAAAAAAUUCUAUAGCUGAUAUUGCUGGUUUACAAGUCAAUGAUGAAAUAGUCGAAAUUAAUGGUAUCUAUGUACGAAAUGUUAAAUAUGAACAGGUCAUUGAUAUACUUAUGUCUGCAAUGCAAACCCAUAAUACAAUUGAAAUAUGUGUUAUUAAUAGUUGUUUGAAUGAUAUUUAUCUAUCAUCAAUUGAUACAAAUAAAGGAGCAAAUAUUAAUAGUUUAUUAAAUAGUAAUAAUACAAAUAAUAAUAAUAAUAAUUUAAUGAUUGCAACGCGUAUGACAGCUGUUUCGGGUAAUGAUCUUUCGGAUAAAAAUCAUACAAUUGGUCUUAAUCAACAAACAAUGAACACAACAUAUCUUAAUUUACAUGGUCAAUCAAAAAAUUCGAAUAAGAUUACCGACCGUAGUCUCUAUGGAAGUUUACCAACACUUACUACAGGAAUCACUGCUUCGCCUAUAGAUCAUCGUGCAACAACGAAAACUACUUCAAUUUCAUCGGAAAAAAAUUUAAAUACCAACAUAUUAGAUAUUUAUAAAAAAGAUGCACCUAGUGCAAGACUUUGUCGUAUUCGAAAAAUUCCUUCAUCACCUUUCUAUGGUUUCUUUCUAUGUGGUAAUAGAAGAAAACUUGGUCGCAUGUUUAUUUCUAAUGUAAAAAAGAAUUCAUCAGCAGCUCUUUGUGGAUUACGUAAUGGUGAUCAUAUUAUUGAAAUUAAUGGUACAAAUAUUCAAACAUUAACUUAUGAAACAAUAUUAAAUAAAAUAAAAUUACAUAUGGAACGACAUGAUCUUGAAUUACUUGUACUUGAUAAAAAAUCUUUACAUUGGUAUAAUGAACGAAAUUAUCCAAUAACAUUACGAACAUUACCAACUAUUGUUUAUAUUGAACCUAUUAUUAAUAAUAUGAAUUCUGAAACAGAAUCUUCAUCAGUACUUGAUAGAAAUAUGAAAAAUGUUGAUUUUAUUGAUCGACAAGUAUCGACAACUAAUCUUUAA